Rhinichthys klamathensis goyatoka is the source of this 1533-nucleotide messenger RNA. RefSeq names its product OTU deubiquitinase with linear linkage specificity b (gene otulinb). The transcript has 8 exons. Lineage: Eukaryota; Metazoa; Chordata; Actinopteri; Cypriniformes; Leuciscidae. Gene Ontology annotation, molecular function: cysteine-type deubiquitinase activity. Bases 226 to 1533 code for a protein of 435 amino acids. The record is from RefSeq and is a predicted model, not a curated record. Gene Ontology annotation, biological process: protein linear deubiquitination. Gene Ontology annotation, cellular component: cytoplasm.
UUGCAUUAAUAAUUACUAUUUUCUAUUUGGAAUGGUAAUGUCACUGAUGAUAUUGUGGAAUCUGAUUGAAUGCGGAAGUGUUUCUGUUUGUUUGCAUUGUGAUGUGCAGUAGUGCAAAAGUAAGGUUAGUCACCUUCAAGCUUCACGUUUGAUAUUUAGUAUUUAUUUGUAUUUCCCAUCUGCAUCAGCCCACCAUGCAGAGAUGCAGGUUGGACCUCCCUGCCCAUGUGUCAUUAUGAUUCAGGUACGAAGGAUGUGCAGAAACGCCAAACUGACAAAACCAAAAAAGUCAUGAACAAAAAAACAAAGUUUGAUUCUGGCCAAAAGAGUCAGAGUAAAAAAUCCAAAAAGAAUAAUGGGUCGACACAGAGCACUCAAGGUCAGAAAGCAGAAGUGAAGGGCCGGGCUGCUGGAAAGGAUGCUUAUUCUCCUGGACCUAAGAGAAGCUCUGAAUCUACCCGCAGUAUGCAAAAACGUGCUCAGGAGGAGGCCAAAGCUACUCAUAGUGACAGUAAUUCAUCCCAGCAACAUCUGAUGAAGACGUCAAGGUCUGCUGAAGAUGAAAAAGGUGAGCUGGACCUGUACAGAGGAGAAGAGGAAAUAGAACAAGAACUGCAGGAGAAGCACCAGUCAAAGUCAGUGGCUGUUGGUGAGGCCCAGAGCAGUGUUUCAGCUGCAGAGGAUCUUCAAACCUACAGCGAGAGAGAAUGGAAAGGCAAUACCACUAAAAGUCAGCUUAUCCGAAAGGGGUAUGAAGCAAUAGCCAGUGAAUUCAAUCUAUGCAUAGUAAGAGGUGAUAACUAUUGUGCCCUGAGGGCGACACUCUUCCAGGUGCUCAGCCAAUCCAAACAGCUUCCUGCCUGGUUACAUGACUCUGACAUCAUUAAGUGGCCAAAAGAAAUGCAUUCUGAUAAGGAUUUUAUUAAGGAGUGGCAGUUUCCAUUUGAAAGCAGGACGAGCACAGUACAGCAUCUUGAACAAUGUCUGGAAUUACUGAAGAAAAAGUGGCAAGAGGCUGUUGAGUGUAAAACUCUUAAAGAGAGGGAGCGCAUGUGCCAGCAGGUGUUCAGAGGUCAUGAUGAGGAGUAUGAGCUUCUGGAAGCGCUGAAGUUCUUGAUGCUGAGGACUGCCGUUCAGUUGCACUCCAAUAUGGAGAAGGGCUCUGACGUACCAGAGUUCUGCUGGCUCCUCUUUGCUCGUGACUCGUCCAAAGGCCCCAAGACCUUCCUCACCAACCAUCUCAGACAUGUAGGAUUUAGUGGUGGGCUGGAACAGGUGGAGAUGUGCCUCCUGGGUCAUUCCCUUCAACAGACGAUCCGGGUCGUUCGGCUGUAUAAGUGUGACACAGAAGAGUUUAUCACAUACUACCCGAAUGACCACAGGGAAGACUGGCCUCCUCUAUGCUUGCUUACUGAAGAUGACAGACACUACAAUGCACUCGUACCCAAAAAGUCCUCCAAAUUUGAUGAACGCGGUAGGCCAAAGUGGAAUCAACCCUCAGAUGGACCAUCAAACAUAACUACGCGUCUUUAA